AUGAUUGAUUCAGGAGCAACUUCCUACUUUAUACACCCUCUUUUGGUCAAAACCUACCAACUCCCCACUUAUUUACACCCAACUCCAAAAAAACUACACAUUAUUGAUGGCCAAGAAAUUGACUCUGGCCAAAUCACUCAUUUUACUUGCUUCAAGUGUACCAUUGGCAAUCACACCAAAGAACUAGAAUGCCAUACAUCAAAUAUUGGCAACCAUCAAUUAGUUCUAGGGAUGUCAUGGUUAAAAAAACAUAACCCUCAAAUUUCAUGGGAAAAACACACACUUGUUUUUAACUUGGUUUACUGUUCAAACAACUGUCUGUCUAUUCCUGCUGUACUGGAACUCAAAGCAGUAGAAGAAAUUCCAAUACCCUAUCAAGAAUUUUCCAAGGUCUUUUCUGAGGAAGAAUUGUCUAAGCUACCACCCCACCGCCCAUAUGAUAUUGCUAUUGAGUUGCUUCCUGAUGCAAAACCCCAACAUGGCCCCAUAUAUAGUCUAGGCCCAAGGGAAGAUGCCAAACUCAAAGAAACCAUUGAAAAGCAACUUAAAGCAGGUUUGAUCCGCCCGUCUAAAUCCCCCAUGGCAUUGCCCAUACUAUUUGUCAAAAAGAAAAACAGAAAAUUACACAUGUGUGUGGAUUAUCAAUGUCUGAAUAGCAUGACCAAGAAAAACGUAUACCCCUUGCCUUUGCCGCAAAAUCUUAUUGAAAAGUUACAAGGCGCCAAGAUCUUUAGUAAAUUUGAUCUAAAAGCGGGAUAUAAUUUAGUCCAAAUCAAAGAAGGUGAUGAAUGGAAAACAGCCUUCAAGACAAAAUACGGAUUAUUUGAAUACUUGGUUAUGCCUUUUGGAUUAACAAAUGCGCUGGCAGCCUUUCAAGAUAUGAUGAAUGAAAUAUUCAGAGACCUUUUGGAUGUUUAUGUCAUCAUAUAUCUGGACAAUAUUUUAGUCUUUUCCUUGAACAAAAAGGAUCACAGAGUUCAUGUGCAAGAAGUACUCAAGAGGCUACAGGACAAUAACCUCUUUUGCAAUAUUGAGAAAUGUCACUUCCAUGUCAAAAAAAUUGAUUACCUGGGGUUCAUCAUAUUGGAAUUUGGCAUAGAAGUUGACCAAUCUAAAGUCACUGAUGCAAUGAACUGGUCCGUUCCAAAAAAUGUCAAAAAUAUCCAAGAAUUCCUAGGGUUUGUGAAUUUUUACAGACAAUUUAUCCCUAAUUUUGGCAAUAUGGCACAACCCUUAUACAAUCUGCUCAAAAAAGAUAGCCUUUGGAAAUGGGAACAAAUGGAACAACAAUCCUUCACUAGCUUGAAAAAAUGCCUUACCUCAGCGCCUCUACUUCUGCAACCAGACACUACAAAACAAUUCUAUGUGGAAUGUGAUGCAUCAGACUACGCUACUGGAGCCAUACUAUCCCAAUGCAACCUUGAAGGAAAAUUGGCCCCAGUAGCAUACCUAUCAAAAUCCCUGUCCCCAGCCAAGAAGAACUAUGAUAUUUUUGACAAGGAAUUGCUAGCAGUCAUCAGGGCAUUUAAGGAAUGGCGUCAUUUGCUGGAAGGGUUGGAGUUGCCAGUCCAAGUUUUAACAGACCACAAAAAUUUGGAGUAUUUCUCUACGCCUGGGGCACAGAAUAAAAAGGCAGAUAUCCUAUCACAAGGCUAUGAUUUAGUACCCCUUGAAGGGGGGGUAGAGAACCAGGUUCUCCUGAAACCAGAACUUUUCAUUUCCUCUAUUACCCCAGAUCAAGAAAUCAAUGACCUAAUUGGCAAGGCAAUUUACAAGGAUAACCAUCUUAAGGAAAUUCUACAUAAACUUCAGAACAAGGAAAAGGUCAUGGAUUGGGAGUUAAAAGAGGGAUUACUAUGGUAUCAAGGAAAGAUCUUUGUACCUAAGGACAAUACCAUCAGGAACCUCAUUGCGGAAUCCAGGCACAAUGCAUUAGCAGCAGGGCACCCAGGACAAGCCAGAACAUUGGAGCUAGUCUCAAGGAAUUAUUACUGGCCAUCCAUGAAAAAGUUCAUCAAUUCCUAUCCAACAAACCAAGUACCUGUAGGACUAUCAAAACCACUGCAAAUUCCGGAACAACCUUGGGAAGACAUUGCCUAUGACAUGAUUAUGGUACACUUCAUCCCCACACAGUCCACUGCAUCUGCCAUUGACAUUGCAAACUUAUUUGUCACUUAUGUAUGGAAACUCCAUGGUCUGCCAAGAAGCACCAUAUUGGACAGAGGGCCUACUUUCAAUGCCAAGUUUAUUUGUCAUUUGUAUAAAAGGCUAGAUAUCAAACCAACCUACUCUACAGCCUACCAUCCCCAAACAGAUGGACAAACGGAACAAAUACAACAGGAAGCUGAAAUCUUCAUUUGCAUGUUUGGAAAUCAUCAACAAUCUGAUUGGGUAUCACUAUUACCCCUAGCCAAGUUUGCCCUCAACAAUCUAAAACAAUCUUCUACAGGCAAAUCUCCAUUUCAGAUCUGUUAUGGCUUAAAUCCUUGGUUCUCUGUGGGGCAAAAAUCAGAUGAAUCAGUCCCCAAUGCAGACAAACAUGCGGAAUUCUUAGAAAAAGGUUAUGAUGAAGUCAAAGCAGCUCUCUCUCUGUUGCAAGAAAGGAUGAAAUACUUCUAUGAUCAACGUCACAAGGAAGAAGAGGAAAUUCAAGUAGGGGACAAGUUCCACUCUGAUCCCCAUGGACAAGAUCCUCCCCAACCUGCACCUAUUGUCACAGAAGAAGGAGAGGAGGAAUAUGAAGUUGAAAAAAUCCUGGAUAGCAAAUGGAAAGGAUGCAGAAAGGCAAGGAAGUUAUGGUAUCUGGUUAAAUGGAAAGGAUAUGACAAAGGAAGUAAUUCCUGGGAGCCAGUUGAUAAUGUAGCCAAUGCCAAGGAAGCAAAAGAAGAGUUCCAUAAGGAGUACCCUGAUGCAGUUGGAGCUUGA
This is a messenger RNA of Rhizoctonia solani, 2925 nucleotides long. Its product is annotated as Retrotransposable element Tf2 protein. Lineage: Eukaryota; Fungi; Basidiomycota; Agaricomycetes; Cantharellales; Ceratobasidiaceae. Gene Ontology annotation, molecular function: nucleic acid binding. The coding region runs from base 1 to 2925 and encodes 974 amino acids. Gene Ontology annotation, biological process: DNA integration. The transcript has 5 exons. The record is from RefSeq and is a predicted model, not a curated record.